AUGUCUCAUGAAAGUUUGCAUUCUUGGGAGAAGGAACUUCCCCCAGUUCCUUCAACGCAAGAUGCUACUCUAUUAAAACCUAAGUCUCUCAAUCGAAAAAAUGUCAAGAAUCUCACUUUUCUGUCAAUUCAACAAGAUUCAAGCGAACCUCUCAAAUUGUCAAAGUCCUCUCUAGGAGGGCGGCGAGCUCCACCAAUGUUGGACCUCAAUCAAAGGGGUUUUAGCUCAUCUUCUCUUGGACAAGAUGAUCCUGUGCUCGCGUUCCAAGAACUUAAGCUUUCGCCUGCAACUGUCAAUGAAAGCAUUCGUCCUCAAAUAGGACAAAAGCGUCAGACAAUUGUAAGUUCAUACUCCCCUACGAGAUCAGUUAGCAGCCAAGAGGGAACCAUUGCCUCUUCUUUGCCAACUACUCCUUUAGCAUCUACCACUUCGUCUAAUAGCUUGAAAGAUAAAGAUUUGGUACACCUCAAAGAGCUCGGAGCAGGAAAUUAUGGAUCAGUUCUGAAGGUAUUUCACGUUCCACUGCAAAAAACCAUGGCCCGUAAGAUCGUAAGCAUAGACUCCAAGCUGACGACCCAAACGCAGAUUAUAAGAGAACUCAGAAUUAUGCAUGAAUGUCGUUCUCCACAUAUCGUGGAGUUUUAUGGGGCGUAUCUUCGCUCAAACAAUACCGUGGUGCUUUGUAUGGAGUACUGCAAUUGUGGUUCUGUCGAUAAACUAGCAAAUAUGCUUUCUGAUAAAGCCUUUCCCUUAUCAGUCCUCAAAGUUCUACUGUUUUCCAUUUUAAGUGGACUUUAUUAUCUAUACGAUACUCACAAAAUUAUCCACAGAGACAUUAAGCCUUCGAAUGUUCUCAUGACCCAUAGGGGCGAGUUCAAAUUAUGCGAUUUUGGCGUUUCCCGUGAGCUUACAAAUUCUGUUGCUUUAGCUGACACUUUUGUCGGCACCUCUACCUACAUGUCCCCAGAGAGGAUCCAAGGAAAUAUGUACAGCAUCAAAUCAGAUGUGUGGUCAACUGGGCUCAUGCUCUACGAAUUAGCAUCUGGCCUAAGCCCCUGGUCAGACCCUGAAGCCGGGCACUUGACUGGUAUUAGAUCAUCUAAGGUUAUUGGACCAGAAGGUAUUUUAGAUCUUCUACAAAGAAUUGUGAACGAGCAAUCCCCAUCUCUUCUUAAUAAAGAAGAUCAAUUUACUAAAAAGAUAUUUGAUUCUGAUAUGUGCCGAUUCAUAGACAAAUGCUUGGUGAAAGACGAGGAGCAUAGACUGUCUCCACAAGAUCUCUUGCAAGAUCCUUUCUUAGAAUCUGUGGCCAUCGGAACCUUUGACAAAGAAGUCAAAUGCUGGGCCAAGCUGAUAAGAAAACAGCUGAAGGAAGACAAUUGA
Australozyma saopauloensis is the source of this 1383-nucleotide messenger RNA. RefSeq names its product mitogen-activated protein kinase kinase (gene HST7). The coding region runs from base 1 to 1383 and encodes 460 amino acids. Gene Ontology annotation, molecular function: ATP binding; protein kinase activity. Gene Ontology annotation, biological process: protein phosphorylation. The record is from RefSeq and is a predicted model, not a curated record. NCBI's taxonomy places the organism in Eukaryota, Fungi, Ascomycota, Pichiomycetes, Serinales, Metschnikowiaceae. The transcript has a single exon.